GGCUGCUGGUAGAUGCGAUUGGAGAACGAAAAUGGGAUGCAGAGCGCGCGUGCAGCGAGUCCCCAUUCUCAAACGUGAGUGAGCGCGGCCAUCUAGAGGAGGCGUGCGCGCGCUUGAGGGGCUGCGGUCCCAUUGACUAUUCCGUCUCCCUGACAGCAGCAUCAGCAGCAGCAGCGAGCUCGGAAAACAGAGCGCCGAGCGGACUCCGCCUUUUCUCCCAUCAUCCCACCCGAGAGCCCGAGCUCCGAGGCGGCUUCUUCAACAAGCGCAAGACCCCCCUUUUCGACUCGCACAUAUCCUCCAGAUCGGAUAUGGACUACCCUUAACUGGACCUGGAGGGGAGAAGCAGGCGGGCGGGCGGGCGGGGGGUGGGGGGGAGAGAGACAGGAUAAAAAGCCGUAUAGGAAGAGAAGCACAACCGUGGGUGCCCGCUGCAACGAUGAACGGUUUGCCACACUCGCGACAGCCGCGGAUAAGCCAUCGGACUAUGUCCUGAAUAGCGGUUUACAUAGCUGGGAUUGUGCACCGAUAACACAGGGGUAAAUAUGUCCGCCUCGGUGGGGCCCCGCGGCGGCCCUCGCCCACCCACAGCGCAGAGCUCCGUACCCGAGCUUCCGGACCUCAGUCACCUCACCGAGGAGGAGAGGAACAUUAUCAUGGCUGUGAUGGUUCGGCAGAAGGAGGAAGAGGCAAAGGAUGAGGCCAUUCUCAAAGAGGAGAAGCCCAUACAAGCAAAAACAGUGAACCUGGUCGGGAAUAAGAAACCACCUCAGCAGAACGACAUCAGUUUGCACAAGCAGUUUGCCAACUACAAGGAGCAGGUGAGGCGGAUUGGGCCGGAGCCCCCCCAACAGAGGCAGCAGGGCCAACACAAGGAUGAUGCCCCCACCUGUGGCAUCUGCCACAAGACCAAGUUUGCUGAUGGCUGCGGAAACCUGUGCUCCUACUGCCAGACUAAGUUCUGUGCCCGGUGCGGGGGAAGGGUCUCUCUGCCUUCCAAUAACGUAAUGUGGGUAUGUAACCAGUGCCGAAGGCAACAGGAUAUGCUCACUAAAUCAGAAGAGUGGUUUCCCAGCCAAGGGCCCAAGCCUGGAGAGCUGGGGUCAGCAGUGAGUGAACCGACCAUGUGUGGAGAUUCCAUUGGGGAGAAGAAGGUGCACUCUAGGUCUCAGAACCCUCUCAACUCCUCAGUUUCCACUGCCCAUGACUCCCAGUCAUCUGCCCCAACUGACCCCAGAAAAGGCCCCGCCACAGGGCAAGCCGACAUGCUAUCAUCACGCUCACGCAGUGAGCCUCCACAAGGAAGAAAGAAACCACCAGCAGCAUCUGAUCAGAAUGGCAAGCUAGGGCCAAGAGGUGAGAGGCGGCGAGGCCUAUCCAAAAUCCAUUCCGAAGAGCGAGAUACUGGAGAAAAUCGGAGAGAAAGUCGAAGACUGAUGAAGACUCGUUCUCAGGAGCACGACAGUCCUGAGACCAGGAGGACUGAGGGGGAGCAGAAACCACCCAGGGAACAGUGCAGGACUGACCCAAAUACUCCACAUCAUCUGGCCAAACUCCAGCCGGCGGAGGAAGCAGGGGAAAUAGUGCAGGACAACAGAGGUGCACGGAGAUGGGCAGAUGGGCGGCAGGCCUCGCUGGAGGGCCAGCAGCAGGCCUACGCCCCAGAAAGGACCGCGGGGGGGUCCUCCUCCUAA
Carassius carassius (crucian carp) is the source of this 1694-nucleotide messenger RNA. RefSeq names its product regulating synaptic membrane exocytosis protein 1-like. NCBI's taxonomy places the organism in Eukaryota, Metazoa, Chordata, Actinopteri, Cypriniformes, Cyprinidae. Gene Ontology annotation, cellular component: cytoskeleton of presynaptic active zone; presynaptic membrane. Gene Ontology annotation, molecular function: transmembrane transporter binding; small GTPase binding. The record is from RefSeq and is a predicted model, not a curated record. The transcript has 6 exons. Bases 546 to 1694 code for a protein of 382 amino acids. Gene Ontology annotation, biological process: regulation of synaptic plasticity; calcium ion-regulated exocytosis of neurotransmitter; positive regulation of synaptic transmission.